AUGCAACUACAAGCGAAAUGUCCACCAUCUGAGCGUUGCCUCAUCCUCGAGUUACCCACAGAGAUAUUAGUCGAGAUCAUCAGUCAUCUAUCCGUGCUGCCAGAAGCGUGUCUCGCCCUGACCUGUAAACGGUUAUUUUCCCUAUGUGCGACCAGUCUAAGUUCGACACAAUUACGCUUCCCCGGGGAUCUUGCACCCCGGUUUCACCACGAGAACAAUUACAACUUUCUGACUCCUAGAUGGCAAUUCGCCAAGCUACUGGAAGGCAAACGGUGGCAAGUCUGCUCUCGAUGCUUGAGGUUGCAUCCACGGGCCUCGUACACGUCGAAGCAAUUGAAACGCAUGGCGGAAGAUCGUUGUUGUGGUCUCGGGGAUCUUGGAGGCCUCGUCGAUGUAUGUCCGUGCAAGAAAAUGACCUUUCGGGAUACAAUCGAUUUGAUUGAACUUUUGAAAAUACGAGAACGCUCCGUAGGAGCUCUGGGAACCCAGUUUGGAUUGCAUGUUCAGGAGCGCUUUCCCUGGCAUUCUUGCUAUCAGAGCUACGGAACAACCACGCUGCGCAUCGAGAUUUCCCCGGAACUAAACGAUGCACAUCAACUGAAGAUCACCACUUCUUACAAGCUGUCUGUUGAGUCUGGGCAGCUGGGAAAGAAUGGUCAUUUGACCUGGCGCCUGGGAUGCGCACACCGAACAAUCGACUUAUGGCUGGCUAGUGUCUGUCAAGCUGGUGUUUUGAAUCUUUACCACAGUGCCUGUGACUUAUAUAGGCAAAUUCAAACCUGCAGCAUCUGUGAGACAACGCUGGUGUUUCCUCGCGGACACCCACUUCAUGUCAAGUCAGACCCUGAAAAGGAUUUGUAUGUGUUCCGGACUGAAAGGCUUCUGGGGGGAUCAGCACCUGUUCUAAGUCAUGCAUGGACUGUUCAGAGGAUUCAUCCCACACAAUACCAGGAUGAUACAAGGGAGAGUGGACUGUUCUUCAGCACUAGUCACUCUUUCACCUUGGGGUCUGACAAUGAGUAG
Molecule: messenger RNA, 1023 nt
Organism: Aspergillus sclerotioniger CBS 115572
Lineage: Eukaryota; Fungi; Ascomycota; Eurotiomycetes; Eurotiales; Aspergillaceae
Exons: 1
Coding region: 1-1023 (340 amino acids)
Molecular function (GO): protein binding
Source: RefSeq, a predicted model, not a curated record